This is a messenger RNA of Gekko japonicus, 2257 nucleotides long. RefSeq names its product granulins-like. The annotation marks the transcript as partial. The transcript has 6 exons. The record is from RefSeq and is a predicted model, not a curated record. Lineage: Eukaryota; Metazoa; Chordata; Lepidosauria; Squamata; Gekkonidae. Gene Ontology annotation, cellular component: extracellular region.
GCGGUGUGCUGUCCGGAUCACCUCCACUGCUGCCCCAGCGGCUUCCGUUGUGGCCCAUCGGCGGGCACCUGCGUGAAGGACGGGGAGAGCAUCCCUUGGCUGGAGAAGAGACCGGCAAUUGUACGCAUCACCUCUUCAAGCAGGGAUGUCAGGUGUGACGACCAGGUCAGCUGCCCUGAUGGGCAGACCUGCUGCCAGCUGGCCUCAGGCGCGUGGGGGUGCUGCCCUUUACCCCAGGCGGUGUGCUGUCCGGAUCACCUCCACUGCUGCCCCAGCGGCUUCCGUUGUGGCCCGUCGGCGGGCACCUGCGUGAAGGACGGGGAGAGCAUCCCUUGGCUGGAGAAAAGGCCCGCAGUUGUGCACGUCGCAAGGAGCCCCUCAUCCCCGUGGCUCUUGGUGCCUCCGGCUCUGGCCAGGCUGGUGAGAUGCGAUGACCAAACCAGCUGCCCCGAUGGGCAGACCUGCUGCCAGCUGUCCUCAGGCAAAUGGGGGUGCUGCCCUUUCGCACAGGCUGUCUGCUGCGCCGACCACGUUCAUUGCUGCCCCCAGGGUUACACCUGUGAUGUGGCCAGCGGCAGCUGCCACGAGUCCUUGCGCGCCCUGCCUUGGGGACCCAAGCUCCCCGCUGCUGACCCGCUGCAGAACCGGGACGUCCGUUGCGACGACACCACCACCUGUGCGGAGGGGCAGACCUGCUGCAAGAGCAAGGCUGGCACCUGGAGCUGCUGCCAGCUGCCAAACGCUGUCUGCUGUGCCGACCACGUGCAUUGCUGCCCCCAGGGUUACACCUGUGAUGUGGCCAGCGGCAGCUGCCACGAGUCCUUGCGCGCCCUGCCUUGGGGACCCAAACUUCCCGCUGCUGACCCGCUGCAGAACCGGGACGUCCGUUGCGACGACACCACCAGCUGUGCAGAGGGGCAGACCUGCUGCAAGAGCAAGGCUGGCACCUGGAGCUGCUGCCAGCUGCCAAAUGCUGUUUGCUGUGCGGACCACCAGCACUGCUGCCCCUCAGGCUACACUUGCAACCUGAAAGCCCAGACUUGCGAGAAGCAGCAGCAGCCCCAGUCCCCGACAGCCGAGGGAGUGCAGGCCUCGGUCUCGCUGAGUCCGCCACGUGCCGCCACGUCUGGCCGCGAUGUGCCCUGUGACGCUCAGCACUACUGCCACGACCGCCAGACCUGCUGCCAGACGAGCACAGGAUGGGCGUGCUGCCCGUACAACAAGGGAUCCUGUUGCUCUGAUAAGCGCCACUGCUGUCCCUUCGGCUUCCGCUGCUCCUCCUCAGGGCUGCAGUGCCUUCGGAAAGGGCCCCUCCGCUGGGACGCCGACGUGCUCUCCUCACGCUCCAAGCAAGCCCUCCCGCUGCUCUGAAGUGCCUUUUGGGGUGUGCUCGCCCCAAGAUUGAGGUGGGAGUGAGCUGUGCUUCUCCAGGGAGGAAUGCGAGACACGGGAACAAUGUCUGCCACGUUGCUGUUCCAGCUAUUGGGGGGGGGGCAACUCCUGCCGACUUGCCCCGGCCUACAGGGGAGGCAGGCAGCCAUCUUUCCUUCCUGGCACUGUCUACAGUAACAAGCCCACUCUCGUGGCUUGUCCGUAACUCCUUGCCCUGCUGUGGGGUCCACGACCACAAUCAAGACAGCUGUUUGGACUCUGGGGAAAGUUGACCUUUCCGGCCAAGGCGUUUUGUGGGCACCCCGUCUUUUUGCUUUGCUGCUCUCGACCCUGGAUUGUUUUUAAAAAAAUUUCAUGAACUUCUUUUAAUAAUCAGUUUGGCACUGGAUUGGCAGCUGGGGAGAGGCUGCUUGCCCUCCCAGGCACAUUCUCUCUUGCUGAACAUGUUACGAGAUUGCUCCUGGGCUUUUGAAAUGUUGUGAUGUUCCCUGCGUGUGUGUGUGUUGUUUCUCUAAACACCCCUCCCUCCGCCCUGGUUUUAAACUAGCAACCACAACACUGCUGUGCAUGGAAAAACCAGCCUGGCAAUUUGUGAAUCUGACUUGCAGCCCUGGGGCAGGGUUGGGAGAGGAGGAGAUGUGGGUGGGUCUGGUUUUGUGCAACUAAGAGAAAGUUGAUAAAGGCCACUGCUUGUUACCUCCCAGCGUGUCUCACCUUCUCCCCCCGCCCCCCCAUGCAGGGCAACCACAUUCUGUUCCCUUCCCUCCGUCUCAAUGCUGAUCAGGCUCCACAUUUAGGGGGGAGGGGGGAGGAGCUAAUUUAGUUAUCAAAUUCUGAUGCUGUGUGUUCAUGUUGCCAGUGGAAA